AGCAUGUUUGGUUUCGGCGUCGGUUGUUGAUGUCGCUGUCAGAAGUCAGGCUGUCCGCCGCACUCAGAGCAGCUAGCAGGUGACAAUGCAGUUCCUUGGCCGGCUGCUGGACACCGUCUCCUCUGUGUCGACCCUCUUCACCAACCCUUACCGGGUCAGAGAUGUUCCACUGUCUGAUUAUGGAGGAGGAGGAGGCAAAGUUCUGCUGAAAGAGGAAGGUCGCAUUGUCCUGUACAAAAACACACAGUAUCAGUCAUGGGAUUGCAUACUCAAGUCCGCAGAGACACCAGCUGUUGCUCUAAGGCUGUUUCAGGUGGGGUCAGAGGUAGAUGCCAUGAACUGGUUCCCCCAGUAUGCCCUCAAACUUCGACCUUUCUACGAGAUUCUCCCUCUGAAGGCUGAUACAGUGCAGACAAUCGUUGACUGCAUCCGUAACCAUCCCGACUGGAGCUCUGCUCACAUAGCUGUAGAGACUGGCAUGAGAGAAUGUCUCAAACAUAACUACGUCCAAAGCCAGAUCAAUAAUCGGGAUGUAUCAGGUCAGACACCUCUGCACCUGGCAUGUGAGCGAGGAGACCUGGCAUGUGUGAAGGAGCUGUUGGAGGAGAGUCAGGCCCGCACCGACAUCAAAGACCGACAUGGAGAAACCCCCAUGCAUUACGCCUCCAAGCAGGACUCUCCUGUCAUCAUCCAGGCUCUCUGUUCACGGUUGUGCUCAGGAGUGAACGAGCUCAACGACAACGGAGAAACACCGCUCCAUGUGGCCUGCCGUCUGGGCCGUGUGGAGUCCGUCAAAGCCUUGUUGGAGGGCGGGGCAAAGUGUGAUAUCAAAGGCAGUAUGGGAAAUCCUAUCCACACCGCUAUGAAGUACAGUGAGAAGGGCUGCGUGGAAGAGAUUCUCAAAGCCGACCCAUCGCAACUCCAAGCUGAGGACUCUGUGUACGGAGGGACGCCACUGCACUGGGCUAAAACAGCAGAGAUGUGCCGCAUGUUGUUGGACCGUGGCAGUGAAAUAAAUUACCUCAGUAAGACUGGAGAGAGCGCCCUACACAUUCUGACUAAAAAAGGCCGCUUUGAGGCCGCCAUGGUGCUUCUCACCCACGGGGCCAACGCCAACCUGAAGGGGCAGGAUGGAAACACGGCUCUUCACCUGGCUAUGAAGAUGGACCACAUGGAGUUGAUCAAGGGUCUGAUCGUGUUUGGGGCCGAUGUUGAAAUCCACAAUGACCUUGGAGAAACGCCUGGGUUAAUCGCUGCAAGAACCAGCAAAGGUCCUAAUAGAAAGAUACUGCUGGACAUGCUGUGUAGUGUAGGAGUCCAGCGCUGCCUCCCUCCCUCCCCAGGCAGUCCUCCUCCUCCUCCUCAAUUCUCAAACAAGACCCAGCCUCGAGCCAUAGGCUUUGAGGACAUCAUGUACGUGGGAGCUGCAAUAGGAGCGAUUGGCAAAUCUGAGAUUGAUGGACCAAGAAAGGAGAAAAAAAAGAUGGACAGGCUGCUGUGUCUCGAUGGUGGAGGUAUUAAAGGCCUGGUGCUGAUCCAGAUGCUCAUCGCUCUGGAGAAGGAGGCGGGCCGACCCACCAGGGAGCUCUUUGACUGGGUGGCUGGAACAAGCACAGGGGGCAUCCUUGCUUUGGCAAUAAUCCAUGGAAAGUCCAUGGAAUACCUUCGCUGCCUGUACUUCAGAAUGAAGGAACAAGUGUUCAAGGGGUCAAGACCCUACGAAUCUGCGCCUCUGGAGGACUUUCUGAAGCAAGAGUUUGGAGAAAACACCAAGAUGACAGACAUCCGAUUCCCAAGGGUCAUGGUGACCAGCGUUUUAGCUGACAGACAUCCAGGUGAGCUCCAUAUCUUCAGGAAUUAUGACCAACCAUCCCUCAAGAAGGAGCCUCCAUACACCACACAGGCCACCUUCAGGCCCCUUACCAUCCCACAAGAACAACUUGUAUGGAGAGCUGCCCGCUCAAGUGGUGCUGCCCCCACCUAUUUUCGACCGAUGGGGCGCUUUCUGGAUGGGGGACUGUUGGCUAACAACCCGACUCUGGACGCCAUGGCAGAAAUCCAUCAGUUCAACAAGUCCUUAAAGGCUGAGGGCCGUGAAGGAGACAUAAAGAAGCUGGGUAUAGUUGUUUCUCUUGGAACAGGUAAACCCCCACAGGAAGUGGUGACAUCUGUUGAUGUUUUCCGGCCCUCCAACCCUCUGGAGUUGGCCAAGUCAUUCGUAGGCGCCAAGGAGCUGGGCAAAAUGCUGGUGGACUGUUGCACCGACUCUGAUGGUUGUGCUGUGGACAGGGCUAGAGCCUGGUGUGAGAUGAUUGACACCAUCUACCACAGGCUGAGUCCCCAGUUGUCUCAGGAGGUGAUGCUGGAUGAAGUGAGCGACGAGAUUCUGGUGAACAUGCUCUGGGAAACUCAGAUGUACCUGUUUGAGAAAAGGGAAGUCCCCCAGUCUCUGGCAAAAAUGCUGCUGUGAGGUUGACAAAGAAAGGCGAACCAUAAAGAGGGGCCACAAAUAAUGCUAGAAUGAAAGAGUCUGCAAGAACAAAUGCUAUUCUGAGAGACCACAAGAACAAAACAAAAAAAAUUUUAAGACUUCUACUAAAAUGAGGUUAAUGAGCAGAAAGCUGACUGAAAAUAACUUGAUCCUAAUCUCCAAGGAGGAUGGAUUAGUAGCAUCAUUUGACCUUAUCACUGACCUCUUUCUCUGCUUUUAUGACCAGGUUUACAGUUUUUAUAUAAACUAAUUAAGAAGUAUUUGUAGUUUUCUUUUGUGUAAUGCACUUGACAGGUUGAAGGAGUGGUUAAAAACAAUAUCAGACAGAAGAAGCAUACAGAGACCGUUAUCUUCUGAUACAGUCUCCUUUUGUUCACUUAUCAGAUUUUGCUCACUUGGACUAAAAGGGUUAUAGCUUCUUCAUUCCCCUUCAAAUCUGCACCAACAUCUACAAACCUAGUUUCAAAUGUUUUCUCUGUCUGCCGGUAUGAUCAAAGUCACCCUGUAGCUCCUAUUUAUCCUGCAGAACAGCUGUGAUGGUUUAACAGUUCUGCCCUUCAUAUCUGGACCAUGAUUCUAUUCGUGUUUAUGCUUUUAUAUUUAACAUGCACACAUUAUUCUAUGUAAGUAUGUUUUGUGGAGUGGGGCCUAGUGUUGAGACAGUGGGGUGUAUCUGGACAGGAAGCAAGAACAGUAGUUAGUUGGUCCUCAGUGCGUCUAAACGUGUAGGUUUAUCUCUUUGGGACCUUUGUUUUUCAACCUAACUCCACUUAAAGGACUAUUGGCUCCACACCUAAACUUACUCCCCAUUUCCAAAUAUCUGUUCUGGUCCAACAUAUGAUGUGAAAACAGAAACUCGAGUUCACACACAGCCUUUAAUGUCUGUACCAAGGAAAAAAACUGAGUACCAACCUGCAAAGAUAGCUAUGUUUCCUUCCUGGUGUCAUGUGGCUUGUUACUGUAGUACUAUAAGAUCUUACUGUAGGUGUGAACGGGGAGCAUGUGUGUAGGUUAAAGGUUGGUGUCCUCACUCUCACAUACUUUUCUACACACUGGAAGCUCAAGAUGGUUCACCAUGGUAAAAUAAAAAAAACUCAGAAUGUCUGGAAAAAAAGGAGCUCUACAUUAGUUCUUUAACAUAAAGAUAUCCUUGGCCUGGGGUGUCAAAUUUACUUUUAUACCAGGCCACAUCAGCAUCAUGGAGGCUUUAAAAGGGCCAUUUGCGGAUGUGUUAAUGAUGGUUUUUAUGUCUGAAUUUCCUUUACAAAGAGGAUACCCUGUUCUGGUAUUAAUAAACUCAGGCCCCUUUUGUUUUCAUUUUUAGCCACUUUGUGAGCCUCAAAAGAACACACUUCUCUACUUUAUGACAACACUGCAACAAAUAAUUGACAAAUAUGUCAACAUUUCUUAAAAGUAAAUGUAUUUACUCGAUAUCAGCAGGUAAACAUGAUGAUCUGAUAGAAUGGGGAUUAUUUCAAUGUAAAUUAAAAUAACUAAACCUUGUAGACUUGAAAUAAGAUAAAGAAGUUGAAUAUUGUUGUCAUUCAUAUAAAUCACCUUGUUCCUUUUCCAAAUUGGCUUAUCUGCUCAAAAUAAAGGG
This is a messenger RNA of Cyprinodon variegatus (sheepshead minnow), 4091 nucleotides long. It is a transcript of the gene pla2g6, whose product is annotated as phospholipase A2 group VI. The transcript has 18 exons. Gene Ontology annotation, cellular component: mitochondrion. Gene Ontology annotation, molecular function: protein binding. Gene Ontology annotation, biological process: positive regulation of ceramide biosynthetic process; cardiolipin acyl-chain remodeling. Lineage: Eukaryota; Metazoa; Chordata; Actinopteri; Cyprinodontiformes; Cyprinodontidae. The record is from RefSeq and is a predicted model, not a curated record. Bases 86 to 2470 code for a protein of 794 amino acids.